UCCCUCAGGGGGUGUUCAUUUUGCAUCAGUGCGUUUAUUUGCUGCCACUUGUAAGCACCUUCAAGGGGCGAGGCGCUUUGUCUGAAGGAGGCUCUUGGCUUGCUGAUGCGCGCAGCGGUUUGUCGCGAGGCUGCGGCCGGGGAAGCAUCCGAGCCUGCGGUAACAGGGCUUCUGUCUUUUUUGCAGAGCCAUGGGCAGCAAGAAGAAAGAAAUUGCCCUGCAGUGGUCGACGUCUAUCAAGGCUGGUGUGGCCCCUGCAAACCCGUGGUGAGCCUCUUCCAGAAGAUGAGGAUCGAGGCUGGCCCGGACCUUCUGCAUUUUGCAUUAGCAGAGGCAGACUGUCUUGAUAUCCUCGAAAAAUACCGAGGGAGGUGUGAGCCGACCUUUCUGUUUUAUGCAGGAGGAGAACUGGUGGCUGUGGUUAGAGGAGUAAAUGCCCCCCUGCUGCAGAAGACCAUCCUAGACCAGCUGGAGGCCGAAAAGGAGGUGCUGGCCGAGGGCAGAGAACGGAAGGUGAUUAAAGACGAGGCUCUUUCUGAUGAAGAUGAACGUUUUUCUCAUGAAAAGGACAACGGUGAAGAAGAGGACGUGGUUUCAGCAGAGAAGACCUGCACCUUGGCAAUCAUUAAACCGGAUGCAGUGGUCCACGGAAAGACUGACGAGAUUAUUAUGAAGAUCCAGGAGGCCGGCUUUGACAUUUUAACAAAUGAAGAGAGAAUUGUGACAGAGGCAGAAAUGCGCCUUUUCUACCAACACAGAGCUGGAGAGGAGGCAUUUGAGAAGCUGGUACAUCACAUGUGCAGUGGACCAAGCCACCUCCUGAUCCUCACCAGGACUGAGGGUGCCGAGGACGUGGUCACUGCCUGGCGAACCCUCAUAGGGCCCUGUGACCCUGAUGUGGCAAGGAAGGAGCAGCCUGACAGUCUCCGCGCUCAGUAUGGCACAGAAAUGCCCUUCAAUGCGGUCCACGGAAGCCGGGAUGGAGACGCCGCCAGCCGAGAGCUGGCAUUGCUCUUCCCCAGUUUUAAGUUUUCAGACGAAGUUCCGGAAGCCCCUCCGGGCCACGAGGCUGAAGGAGCGGUGGGCCCUGCUGAGGCGUGCUGCUGCCUUGAGGACGUGGACUGAUUGACCAGGCGGGCUGCUCUGCCGGGGCCGGGACUGAGGUGAGGCUACGAGACGGAAUGUCAGUGCACUCGUGUCUGCCGCACAGGAGGAAACCUCCAGAACCGGAACUUACUCUUUGAGCACCGAUACUUUUUUGGCUUAGCUAUCUUUCAUGAACAAUAAUAAUAACAGUAUGUACUUUCCUGCCUUAUUAAACAGUAUACAGAACAUA
Diceros bicornis minor is the source of this 1336-nucleotide messenger RNA. RefSeq names its product NME/NM23 family member 9 (gene NME9). Gene Ontology annotation, biological process: CTP biosynthetic process; UTP biosynthetic process; GTP biosynthetic process. Gene Ontology annotation, molecular function: nucleoside diphosphate kinase activity. The record is from RefSeq and is a predicted model, not a curated record. Bases 106 to 1125 code for a protein of 339 amino acids. Lineage: Eukaryota; Metazoa; Chordata; Mammalia; Perissodactyla; Rhinocerotidae. The transcript has 10 exons.